This is a messenger RNA of Clarias gariepinus (North African catfish), 3136 nucleotides long. RefSeq names its product protein asteroid homolog 1-like. The transcript has 5 exons. The record is from RefSeq and is a predicted model, not a curated record. The coding region runs from base 202 to 1887 and encodes 561 amino acids. Lineage: Eukaryota; Metazoa; Chordata; Actinopteri; Siluriformes; Clariidae.
GCUGCGUCCCAAAUCACACCAGCAGCAGCAGCAGCCUGAGACACUGAGAGACUGAGAGACAGAGACAGCCUGAGGAGGACACUGUGCGGUUAGAGACACUACAGCAAAACUACAGAACAACAUCUCAUCACUCUUCUACUUACUUACUGACCUGCUUACUGAAGGCUUUACAGGGAGUUAGAGGACCGAACUGGUCUCACGAUGGGAGUUCUGGGCCUCCAGACCUACAUCAAGAACAGUGAUGUUCUGAAAAUUUAUUGCUUUAGAGACAGCAAACUCAUCAUUGAUGGAUUGAAUUUGUGCUACCGUCUUUACUUUGAGUCUAGUCUGGACCAAGUGCACGGUGGAGAUUACGAAGGAUUUGAAAAAAUAGUCACAUUGUUUUUUAGCAAUCUUAGACUGUGCAGUAUUGAGCCCUAUGUAGUGCUUGAUGGAGGAGAUGACGCCAGUGGCAAAAAAUUUGAAACCAACAUCUCAAGACGUCAAGAAAGACUCAAAAGAGCCAACGCCAUGAGCAGGGGACAUUCAGGAGAAAUUUUACCCAUUCUCACCGAAAAUGUGUUCAAGCAGAUCCUUCGAAAACUCGCAGUUCCCUUCAUUCAGUGUCUGGCAGAGGCGGAUUGGGAAGUGGCCGCAUUGGCCAACGAGUGGAACUGUCCUGUUCUGUCCAACGACAGCGAUUUUUAUAUUUACAGCCUCAAGUGUGGAUUUUUGCCCAUCACUCAUUUCCAGUGGAGGAAAGUGAGUCUGCUGAGACGCAGUCCAAAAAAUAAUUACAUCCCUACCAAGUCAUACCAUAUUCAUACUUUAUGUAAUGCUUUUAACCGCAUGAACAAGUAUCACCUUCCACUUUGUGCCACCAUCCUUGGAAACGACUACACCAAACUGGACAAGAGUGUGUUUCCAAACUUCUCAAAGUUCUCAACCAGACCUGGAGGAAGCGCUCAUAUCGAUGGCUUACUCAUUUGGCUGUCACGGUUCCCCAGCCCGAAAGAAGCCAUCACUGCUCUCCUCAGCCCCCUGGGGAGAAACAGGAAUUCAGCCAGCAUGCGAAAAGCAAUAUAUCAGGGAAUGGCAGAGUACAGCCUCAAUCCCAGCUCCAUAGCCCAGUUCUUCAUGAGUGGAGAACCACAGAUAAGGCCUCCAGGCCCUUUACAGAACCUGCCAGACUGGACUCUUAAACCUCUGGCAGAAGGGAAGCUGGAUCCCUUCAUCAUUCAAGUCCUGACACGGCAGAGCAUCAUGUUGAACAUUCAAGUGGAGGAUUUUGGUCUAAGCAGCAGCAAUGAGACGUCUCAGCUGAUUAGACAGGUGACGUACGGCGUUCUGCUGUUUACCAGGUGGCAGAAAGUCGGUAAACGCAGCACUUCUUCUGGAGAGGAACAGCAAUAUAAUGUGGAGGAAUACAACAGGCAGGGAAUGAGACUAACCAGCUCCAUGGUUCCAGCUUUUUUACCAAGCCGUGUAAUAGACCUUCAUCUGGACUCACUAUGGGAGUCACCAGAAGAUGUACGCCUACAGAUCCUGUUGGAUGCUCUGUGUGUGUCUCCGGUGUUCAAUUCACUCCUCAUUCCAGCAAAUCUGCAGCUAGCCGUGUACGUCACCGGUUUCUGGCUAAAUCAUGCACAGCCUGAGCCAACAGCCGAAAUGUUCUGGGCUUUACUCAUCAACCUGGUCUACGGACACCUGUGCAGAGAACAUCAGACUGCAACAGAGGCAGGCACUGUGAUUUUGAGGAUUAAAAACCUUCAGGAUCGCAAAGGUGAGAAGCAUUUGGACCUGGAGCUGGCUCACGCUUACUGUCAGUGGCUGUCCUGUUUAAAGUGCAGUCUCACUCUCAAUCAGCUGCUGAACCAUCCAGUGCCCAACCCGGACCUAGUGUGGUGAAGCCUUUUGUUUUGAUGAUAGACAUGGAAAAAGCCACUCAUGCUUUUAUAAGUUCCAGAUUGGAUUACUACAACAUUCUUUAGGCAUUACUGAAUCGCCUACAUCUGGUUCAGAAUGCUGCAGCGCGGCUUUUAACAGGUACGAUACCAAGAAGCGUGCACACACCGCCCGGUCCUUUUUUUUUCUCCACUGGCGGUACAGUACAGUACAGAAUUCACUACAAAAUCUUAUUAUUUGUUUUAAAAUCUCUGUUUGGUAUUGCCCAGGCUAUUUAAAUGAUCUUAUCCAUCUGUGCACCCAUGGAGGACACUGAGGACCGUUAAUCGUGUACUGCUCGAAGUGCCUAGAACAAGAUACAAAUGGUGGAGCGAUCGUGCUUUCUCAGUGGCAGCUCCUCAGCUCUGGAAUUCUCUGCCUCCUGAUCUCACUUGUGAAAGGGAAUUCUUUACCUUUGUUUUAGAGUAGAGGGUAUGGAGCUAAGGCUCCUGCUUUUUUAUGUUUAAAACAAUUGUAGUGUGUUUAAUGCUUAAAUUUAUCCUGUUUUAGUUUUAUUAUUUACUUUUAUUUACUAUUUUCUUUUAUAAUAUUACUAUACUUUAUUACUUUUAUGUUAACUUUAAUUUUAUUACUAUAAUCGGCACAUAGAUACAUGUGCUUAGAAUUAAAAGAAGUUUCAUAGAUCAUUACAGAUAAACUCUGCUUGACCUCACCCUAGGUUAUUAAACAAACUUAUAUGAUCUAAUUAAAAAAAUGUUAAAAGUCAUAGGUGUGGGUGUGUCAAAGAUAACUUGAUUGACAGCUUGAUAGAGCACAAUGCGGUGAAAAUAAGAUACAAAUGUAAUCUGUGUGUGUAUUAGAAUACAGCAGCUUUUUAACCGUUUAGAGACCUGUUUAGUUUUGCUGGUGAAGCUUAACAAGGUCAGAUUUAAUUUGUCACGUUUUUCUGUACAAAUACGAAAACAUUGAGAAUGUAUAUAAUAUGAGCAUUAAUUUGUUAGCUUGUGUUUUAAAAAUGAUAAAAAAGAGGCUGACAUUAAUGAGUGUUGUGUUCUUGCUGAACUAUGAUCCAGGUUCAACAGUGUGUGAACUCUGUGUGCGUUCCUCAGGUUAUACAACGGCCCUCUGGUACACGCCGUCGCUCACGAGCUGAUGAGGGGCGUCGAACCCGAGUCUCUCCUCGCCGGAGCCUCUUUAGCCGUAGAGCUUUACCGAAAUCUACAGGCCACAUUGGAGCGUGAGCUGGACAACG